Messenger RNA from Fusarium subglutinans, 960 nucleotides. Its product is annotated as peptidase A1. Bases 1 to 960 code for a protein of 319 amino acids. NCBI's taxonomy places the organism in Eukaryota, Fungi, Ascomycota, Sordariomycetes, Hypocreales, Nectriaceae. The record is from RefSeq and is a predicted model, not a curated record. The transcript has a single exon.
AUGACGGCUCCACCGGCAACAACGAGAAUCGCCUACGUACGAACCAUUAUUGACAAAGACAAGGAAAGAGAAUAUUACGAAAGCUGUUGGGCCAAUCUCGGAAUGUUUCUAUGGUCAUGGGUCGGCCAGAAAGUUCAUAACGACCCUGCUGGAACUGGUGCUCCACGACUUCGCAGCUCAUCUCCGCCUGGUCUCCGUCACCACUACAUCAUCGGUCAUUCCAAUCCUUUCGACGCUUUUGUGCUUGAAUGGCUUCUGGAGAACUCCAAGCCCGAUAGUUGGAGGAUGUCUCGCGAUGACUUUGAAGUUUUCCUUUCUGAGGCACAGACGAAGGAUCCAGCAAACAAAGAACUCCUCCAAAAGCUUGAAGCAGAGCGGGUCAAGGUCACGAUCGUAGACUCAUCCAUGCCGAGAGAGUUUGAUACAGAAGACAUAUGUGAUGGAGUGAUGCUCACUAAAAGUGACUACGUUCUCGAGACAUAUCUAGAAAGAGGUUCAAGCAGUUGGAUAACAACAGACGUACUCUAUCGCGACUCUCUUCGCCAUGGCCAUCCUCAACGCUACAACACUCAAGAACUCUCACAACGGUACUAUGAUAAUAGACUCAAGAACAAGAUGGGCCAUACUAGGAGAUCAUGUUCAUACCCCCACGGCAAAUCUGACGCCUGGAAAGCCGAUCACGUAGAAGAUUGGAAAAACUAUAAGUGUGAAUCCUGUGGGCAGAGGUGUAAGCGUAAUAAAGGCUGUAAAGUUACGGGUGAAGACUGGGCCAAGAGAAAAGAUGCGAUAGCGUGGGAUGAAGGAGUUGAUACGUCGGCGCCGAGACCGCCUGAGUUUGAAAGGGAUUGGAGGAUGUUGACGGCGGAGGACAUAUGUCACUAUUGGGGCACUGACCCAAUGUCUUAUGAGAGGUUUAGGAAUUGGAAGUGGAGGUCUGUUGACACCUUCGCGGGCGAAUGA